This is a messenger RNA of Anisakis simplex (herring worm), 501 nucleotides long. NCBI's taxonomy places the organism in Eukaryota, Metazoa, Nematoda, Chromadorea, Rhabditida, Anisakidae. The record is from the annotation of a GenBank genome assembly.
AAAAAAGCUCGAGAAGCAUAUGAAAAAGCGUUGACAGUGAAGGAUGAUCGGGAAUCGUUGAGUCCAGAUCUGCAUUUGAACUACGCGACAGCACUGAAGUUCGAGCAAGAUUUUGCGAAAUGUUUGCAACAUUUGUUCAUCGCAAGCAAGUUGGAUCCACAUUUUUUCGAUGCCAAAGAACGUUAUGAAUCAUUGUGCAUCUAUCUGAAACAUUUUUCGGAAGCCAUUCAGCGAAAAGGUAGGUUGAAAUCAAAACGUUUAGUGGAGUUCCAAAAAGCGUUGAGUAAUAUUCCGUCGAACAAAUCCACUCAACAGCAACAACUUCUGUCGAGGCGAGUGUAUCGAAACAAUGCUGCGCGAGAUUCGGAUGAUAGGAAAGAGGAGAAAGAAUUGACGGAAUGUGAUUUUGAGUCGUUGCAUGAAGGGCCAAACGAAAACGUUUAUAUUGUGGGUAAAGUGUGCGGAAUUGUACCGAAUCCAGAUAGUGUUCCAUUUAUUUGA